Molecule: messenger RNA, 921 nt
Organism: Cicer arietinum (chickpea)
Lineage: Eukaryota; Viridiplantae; Streptophyta; Magnoliopsida; Fabales; Fabaceae
Cellular component (GO): nucleus
Source: RefSeq, a predicted model, not a curated record
CAUUUAAAAUAUUUUCUCGUCCAAAUACCCAUAACCAAACACACCUUUACCGUUAUGCCUUAAAAGAGGUGACCCUAAAAGCUCCAGAAUUGUUACUGUAUCUCCUUCUCCUCAUUUUGCAUUUUCAGGAAUUUGAAUUUUCUGUUCGCAAGUCUUGAAGCCAUGGGUGAAGAAUCCGGUCGUCCCAUCAGAAUUAUGAACUUUGUCUCUGAAGAUCAAUUGGUAGAAGCUAAAAAAACAAGGGGAGAACGAGUUGAAGACGGCACUGCCCACAGAGACAGACCUCUCUACGAGAUUCUAAAGGAGAAUAAGGACAAGAAGGAUGCUGAAUUUAACGAAAGGUUCAAACAUAGGCCUCCCAAAGCUUUAGACGACGAUGAGUCUGAGUUUCUUGAAAGUUAUGAAGCAUCAAAAAAGGAAUAUGAACAAAAAGUGGCAGAUGAGGAAGCCCAUCAAAUCCGUAGCUUUCAAGCAGCAAUAGCAGUGCAGUCGAACACUGUGCACGAGCUUAAAGAAAAAGCCCCUGUACCUGCUGCAAUCCAGGAAGAAAAACCUACUGGAAAGAAGAAUCCGGCCUCUCGCCCAUUAGGCAUGAUUAUAAAAGUCAAGCCCCAAGCUAAAAAGGCCAAGUUGGAUGAAGGAAAUACCAAAGAAGUUUCAAAGGCAGGAAUUACUACUCUGACUGAUAAGAGUAAACUUUUAGAACCAGUACAAUCAUUGAAUGGAAAAGCUGAUAAGUCAAGUGAAGUUGCCCAAACUGGCCUUGUUUCAUAUAGUGAUGAAAGUGAUGAUGACUUGUAGUUCGAUAUUUGUAUGAUGAGAAGUUACAUUAUUCUGAUUACUCCUUAUGUGACAGUUAUAGUCAACUAUAUUUAUCUUUGAAGGUUACUGAUCCAUGCAUAAAUAUAUGAUUUCCAACAA